AUGAAAUGGGCAGAGAAGACCUUCGGCUGCCCGACAGAAUGCACCUGUGACCAGUGGAGAGUGAACUGCGAAGGAAAGAACUUAAGCCAUGUCCCAAGCAAAAUUCCACUGACUACCAAAGAACUGAUGCUGCAGAAGAACAAUAUCACUUCUCUACCACACAUAGACCUUAAUUAUUUAAGUGAAUUGGUUUAUCUGGACUGUAGCCAAAACCAGCUAAAACUGGACCCGCACUUUUCCUUUACUGGUCCAACCAAGUUGAUAUACUUGGAUCUCAGUGUCAACAGGAUUGCGUAUGUCUCUCACCAUACUUUAUCACAGCUGGAAAAGCUGAUGCUCCUGAAUCUCUCCAGCAACCCAAACCUAACGCUGAUUGAGAAAGAAGCUUUCAGAGGCAACCCCCUGCUGAUGUACUUGGAUGUGAGCGGCUGUGGCCUGAAGCACGUCGACGACGAUGUGUUCGAACAUCUCAGCAACCUUCAUAUUUUGGGGAUAAAUAACAACCCCUGGAGGUGUGACUGCGCCUUGUUGGAAUUUUGCACCUGGAUAGAAGAGACAACAAUUGAGCUUACGAACACUGCCGACAUCCUCUGUAAAGAACCCAAGGCCUUUCAGGAUCAUCAGCUUUUCGGCAUGGUGCAACACGGCCUCCAUUUCGCUUGCCUUGUGCACUUAGAAACCCACGAUUUCCUAAUUAUGGCUCUGAUUGCCUUCUGCAUAUUUUUUGGUGGAAUAUUCGUGGCUUGGUUGGUUGGCAUAAGCACAGUGAUGUACUAUCAUCCUAUCAUGAAGGCCGACGACGAAUCUGAUGAGGAGGAGUGCAGGAUGACUUAA
Gekko japonicus is the source of this 834-nucleotide messenger RNA. Its product is annotated as leucine-rich repeat-containing protein 52-like. The coding region runs from base 1 to 834 and encodes 277 amino acids. The transcript is spliced from 2 exons. The record is from RefSeq and is a predicted model, not a curated record. Gene Ontology annotation, molecular function: protein binding. NCBI's taxonomy places the organism in Eukaryota, Metazoa, Chordata, Lepidosauria, Squamata, Gekkonidae.